AUGCCAAUCACAUCCCUUCUAGACACAGACUUGUACAAAUUGUCUAUGCAAGCUGCAGUCUUCCAGCAUUUCAAAGAUGUUCCCGUCAAGUACAAAUAUACUAAUAGAACAAAGCUGAUGGUGCUUAAUCGCGAAGCAAUUUCAUGGAUAAAAGAACAGGUAGCUCAAUUGGGAAAUCUUCGUUUCACCGAGGAGGAAAUUGGAUACUUGAGGAAAACUUUGCCUCAUUAUCCCAAGGAAUACUUUGAGUCAUUGAAGGACUUCCGAUUGAAGCCUGAGGAGCAAGUUGUUUUCUUUAACGACGAAUCCAACUUAGAGGACUUCUCAAUAUCUAUUUCGGGAACUUGGUUCGGAACCAUUCCAUACGAAAUCCCACUUUUGGCUCUUGUGUCGGAAGCUUACUUCAAGUUUGUGGACACUAAGUGGGAUUUCAAUGGACAGGAAGAACUCGUGGAGCAAAAAGCAAAGCAACUCAUGGACGCCCAGUGCGCCUUCAGUGAUUUUGGAACCCGCAGAAGAAGAUCAUUCAAAGCUCAAGAAAUAGUGGUAAAGACACUUUGUGAUUUUGCUGAACGGACAGGAAACCAAAAGCUAUUCUUGGGCACUUCAAACGUGUUGUUGGCUAAGCAAUACAACAUUCCUCCCAUAGGAACUGUCGCCCACGAAUGGUUCAUGGGAGUUGCUUCGAUUACGCAGGAUUAUGUCAAUGCUAAUAAAUUGGCUAUGGACUACUGGAUUGAGUCGUUUGGACCUGAGAAUGCUGGUUUGGCUCUUACAGACACUUUUGGAACAGACGCAUACCUUAAGUUUUUUACAAAGCCUUUAUCGGAUUAUUACGUCGGAGUUAGACAAGACUCCGGUGAUCCGGAAUUGUACUGCCACAAGAUAGCUGCGCAUUACAAGAAAUUGGGUUAUCCACCAUUUUCUAAGACUAUCUGUUUUUUCAGAUUCCUUGAAUGUCGAGAAGUGCUUGAAGUACAAGAAGACGGCGGAGGCUGA
This is a messenger RNA of Clavispora lusitaniae ATCC 42720, 999 nucleotides long. It is a transcript of the gene NPT1, whose product is annotated as nicotinate phosphoribosyltransferase. Gene Ontology annotation, molecular function: nicotinate phosphoribosyltransferase activity. Gene Ontology annotation, biological process: NAD+ biosynthetic process via the salvage pathway. Gene Ontology annotation, cellular component: cytosol. Lineage: Eukaryota; Fungi; Ascomycota; Pichiomycetes; Serinales; Metschnikowiaceae. The record is from RefSeq and is a predicted model, not a curated record.